Messenger RNA from Piliocolobus tephrosceles (Ugandan red Colobus), 3529 nucleotides. It is a transcript of the gene EXTL2, whose product is annotated as exostosin like glycosyltransferase 2. The transcript has 8 exons. The record is from RefSeq and is a predicted model, not a curated record. Lineage: Eukaryota; Metazoa; Chordata; Mammalia; Primates; Cercopithecidae. Gene Ontology annotation, molecular function: glycosyltransferase activity. Gene Ontology annotation, cellular component: membrane. Bases 963 to 1955 code for a protein of 330 amino acids.
GGUGGGAAUGGUGCUGGAGCUGAUGGAGGAACGCCAGCAGGUGGCAACUACGAGGGCUUUUGCGGGGCUGACCUGGGGUGGAGUCCUGCCACCCGGACUCAGGAGGAAAAUCCUGAGGUGGCGACCUGCAGACUGGGCUGUCAGGAGAUGGAGAGCGCGCUCACGCCCACCCGACCGCCUACUACCAGUGUUCCCGGAUGCAUGGGCUCCAGCGCCUGCCCUUUCGCCAUUUCCUCCCAACUGGCAUUAAAUCCUGGUGUAGUAGUUAUCAGUAAUUAAGAGGCUAGGCAGCCACGUGUUCUAUUGCUGCCAGUCCGCAGGACACGCAGGUGAUCGUUUUGCUGCGUUAACUCUAUGGGCGCCCAAAUCUUAGGAAUCCAUUCCACGCCACCCCGAAGACAGCGCUUGACCCUUCUGGACUGCCACGCAGGAGGCAAUCAAUGUUUUUCUUUCUUUCCUUAUUUUUUUAAGAGACAGGGUCUCGCCCUGUCACCCAGGCUGGAGCACAAUGGCAGGACCAAGGCUCACUACAGCCUGGAACUCCCGGGCGCAGGUGAUCCUCCUCAGCCUCGGGAGUAGCUGAGACCCCAGGCGCGCGCCACCACGCUUGGCAUCAAUCAAUGUAUUUAAAAACAAAGGCUGUUAAACGUGUUAUAGAAAAGAAGCUGUUUAAUGGUUGUUAAUCCAGCGAAUGGGGAAGGAUAGAUGCACGCUGCUUGGUUUAGGAAAAAAAAAACACAAAUGAGCGAACGAUACGCCCCUUCCGUUUUGUGAUAACCAAGCUGCAAAGAAAUAAAUCGGCUGGCCUUACUGCAAUCUACUGCACUCGAGGCUCCUAAGCAGAAGAGACUUGCCUUGCCUCCAAAGAGAUUUUGGACUUGGACUUUUGGUGACCAGAGAGCCUGCUUCUAUCAAUCACUGAAGACAUAAGGAAUUUUUUUUUUAAAUUAAACUUCAACACAAUGAGGUGUUGCCACAUCUGCAAACUUCCUGGGAGAAUAAUGGGGAUUCGAGUGCUUCGAUUCUCUUUGGUGGUCAUCCUCGUAUUAUUACUGGUAGCUGGUGCUUUGACUGCCUUACUUCCCAGUGUCAAAGAAGACAAGAUGCUCAUGUUGCGUAGGGAAAUAAAAUCCCAGGGCAAGUCCACCAUGGACUCCUUUACUCUCAUAAUGCAGACAUACAACAGAACAGAUCUCUUAUUGAAACUUUUAAAUCAUUAUCAGGCUGUACCAAAUCUGCACAAAGUGAUUGUGGUAUGGAACAAUAUUGGAGAGAAGGUACCAGAUGAAUUAUGGAAUUCUCUAGGGCCCCACCCUAUCCCUGUGAUCUUCAAACAACAGACAGCAAACAGGAUGAGAAAUCGACUCCAGGUCUUUCCUGAACUGGAAACCAGUGCAGUGUUGAUGGUAGAUGAUGACACACUCAUCAGCACCCCAGACCUUGUUUUUGCUUUCUCAGUUUGGCAGCAAUUUCCUGAUCAAAUUGUAGGAUUUGUUCCUAGAAAGCACGUCUCUACUUCAUCAGGUAUCUACAGUUAUGGAAGUUUUGAAAUGCAAGCACCAGGGUCUGGAAAUGGUGACCAGUACUCUAUGGUGCUGAUUGGAGCCUCAUUCUUCAAUAGCAAAUAUCUUGAAUUCUUUCAGAGGCAACCUGCAGCUGUCCAUGCUUUGAUAGAUGAUACUCAAAACUGUGAUGAUAUUGCCAUGAAUUUUAUCAUUGCCAAGCAUAUUGGGAAGACUUCAGGGAUAUUCGUGAAGCCUGUAAAUAUGGACAAUCUGGAAAAAGAAACCAACAGUGGCUAUUCUGGAAUGUGGCAUCGAGCUGAGCAUGCUCUGCAGAGGUCUUAUUGUAUAAAUAAGCUUGUUAAUAUCUAUGAUAGCAUGCCCUUAAAAUACUCCAACAUUAUGAUUUCCCAGUUUGGUUUUCCAUAUGCCAACUACAAAAGAAAAAUAUAAAAGUAAAACAAACAAAAACAAACCUGAAAACUGCUUGGCAUUUCAGUAGCUUCUCCAGGCUAUGUAUUUUUUUAAGCAACAUCAUGAACUUUUAUCUACUCCGGAAGUCUCUACAAUAGAAAAAAAAGUGCAGUGCUUCUAGGAUAUAAAAUUCACACUACUUUUGAAAGCCAAGAAGUUGGUCUUAUCCAGUUAAGUCUUAGAUGAAGAGUUUUCAUCCAGGGAUAUAACUCCUUGGUCAGUGAUUUUAUUGUUUACAUCCUGAGACUGUUCUACAGUUUCUUUGACUCCUGGCAUUUGCCUUAAGGACCUAUAGCAAGCUGUUUCUAGGAUCAGAAACUCAAGAGAGGCAUUUCUCUGCUUUUUCACUAAAGGUCAAUUGUUUUAAUUUGAAGCCUGAAAUGCCUCUUCAGCAAAAGCCUGUGGUAUGGGGUAAAGCCAUGUGAGAAGAGAAUAGUCUCAGUCACAUAUGAAGAGGAAAAUUUGCAGCUGCCAGUGCUUUCGUUGUGGCCCUGCCAACCAGCUCUUCCAGGACAAACUCAGUCCAGCAUGGUUUUGAUGUAACCAUGAGUGCUUUUAUUUUUGUGGAGUAUUUUGUGACUGGGACAGUUAAUUUUAGUAGCUGAAGAACGUCUAGUUGUUUGCUUGAUUUUUGUGAACAUUUACUGCAUGGAUCACAAAACAAUAUACCCUGUAUUUCUUAUAUGCAACUUAUAUGAAGCAAAGAGUAAAUGUGUUACUAGAUUUGGGUAGUGCAUUUUGUCGCUGAAUCUGACCUUGAGAAUGUACAUUAAUUCUUAUAUUUUACGUAAUGUAUGUGUUGUUUAAGAAAUGAAAAAAAAAAAAAAACCUUCUGAAAAACAUGAGUAAGUAAGAAAUGGCAGAAGUUAAAACCCUUUGCACCAAAAGAUCUUUAUUGUUAGAGCACUGGUUAUCUUCUGGAUACUAAAAAGUUGUAUUACAAAGCCAAACACUUGCAUUUACAACUUUAAAAAAAGAAGAUCCAAGAUACUAUUCAUAAUGAUGAAAUUUCAACUACAUACAAUGAAGAGAAAACAAGAACCCAGUCAUAACAGAGGAAUUCUAUAGGGAGUCUGCAUCAGUUUAUUGUUAAGGUUGCCUACUCUCUGUUAUGUGAAUUAACAUCUGUGUUCCACCCAUUGUCUGUGUUUAGUCCUUGUUCACUACUACGGCAAGGAAUUCUUAACUAGGCCUCUGUUUACCACCUUUCUCCUCCUUUCCCUCUUCUUCCUCCUUCGCCUCUUCCUUCUUCUUAUAUAAUGCCAGUAUAUUCUCAAAAUUGCAAAGCUGUGAGAAUAUUAAAAUAUUCAUGGCUAAUAUUCCAAUAAUGAGGUCUUUGUGCAUUUAGUUUGGUAUAUGAUGGGUUUUUUUUUUUUUUUACAUUAAAGAGUAUAUGUAUCUUAAUGCAGUCAGAUUGUAAAAAACAAAAACAAAGGAACUUAGAACCUUACUAAAAAUCGAUAAUGUCAAUUAUCUGUUUUGUCCAAUAUUGGUAGUACUUUUUUGCCUCUUAUGCUUCCUCUAGCAGAUAAAUAAAAAACUUUUGCCAUCCA